CUCCAAGUGCUCGCAACCUCCACCAGCGAACGGUACACCUGAAGCGUUGCCCAUUCAAGGCCAUCUAGACGAAAGAGCGGGCAAGUCUGGAGAAGCCUUACACCGUAUAGUAUUAAUUUCACUGAAAUCUUAAGAUGUAUUCAGCAAACAUUUGGAUUGUUUUAGUAUAUUCUUGUACUUUGAUUAUUCGAAAUAUUGUUGUGUCUUCAUUUAAUAUAACUUCAGAUGUAAUAUAUUGCAACAAUACAAGUUUAUAUCAAAUAUCAGUUAAGAAUCAAACACAUACAUUAUGGUAUUUAAUAUCUGCCAGUCAACAUCAUCCGCCUUCGCUAAUAUUAAUACACACUACUGGAGAAUCUAAAGUCAACGUGGAUUGUUCCAAAUUUGAUGAUAAUAAUACGUUAAACUAUAGGCAUUCAGUUUCAGUUAAUAAUUCUAUCCAAUCUUACGGAUUAAUAUUACAUAGGAUAAUUCGUUAUCGUGAUAUAAAUGAUGAAACAAUUGCUCCUGACACAGGAAGUCAAACAGAAACAUUUUUAGGAAGUAAUUUAAACUGGAAAAAUUCAUCAUUUAAGAAUGAUUCAAAUAAUGAUCAAAUCAGUAUCGAAUUCGAAGCUACACAAUCGUUAGAUUCUCAUGAGAAAAUAAACGGUGUUAUUAAAUUGAAUUUUAAAGUGUAUAAAACAGUGGAACCACGACAUAAAGAAAUGUAUUAUAGAAUUGAGAAUGCUUUAAGUAUUUUUAUUGAAUUAAUAUUGGACAAAGUGGAAGUAAUAAAUUCAAAUGAUAAUUUUUCACCUGUCGUAUUAAUUUUUUCCAAUCAUUCACUUAUGGACGAUUCAUAUUAUUGGAAUAAAACAACUAUUCAAAAAUAUUGUGAAGAUGGUCCUUUGGGCAAAAUAAAAUCACCAUUUAUCCAAUUGGGAUUGGAAGUAUCAAAAGAUAAUAAAUUAAUUCAAUCUACAUGGCCUAAUGCUUACUUACAAUUUCCUGCAGCUUAUUGGAUUGAUCGUGAAAAUACUCAAGCUCAAUUAGUACGACUUGGUAUUGCACGCCCAAUUGAUCAUCGUUAUGUUAAGCCAAAAUCAUAUCAUUUUAGUUUACCAUUCGCUUUCUACGGUGAUCGAUUUAAUCAAAUUCAUAGUCAGUCAACUGAAAAUCAAGUUGCUGUACGUGAAUUAAUUAUCAAUUUAGGCAGUCCUCAUUCGAAACAUUACUAUGCUGACACAAAUUAUUCAUCAUGGAUUGUCAUUGCCGGCCUAGGUGAUCCUGAUAUUGUACCACCAAAUGAUGAUGAUGAUGAUGACAAAAAUAAUAGCAACAAAAAUUCAAUUAUUUCAGCGUUUAUUUGUGGAUUACUGAUUAUUAUUGGCGCAAUCAGUAGUGUUUCUGUAAUACGUCGAAUACAACGUAGACAUUAUCAAAGAAUAUCUGAAUUAAAUAGUAGUCGUAAUAAUAAUAAUAAUAAUAAUGAUAAUAAUAAUAAUGAAGCUAUUAGUAGUCAUUCACGAAUAAUGGUACAAGAACUAUCAUCAAUAAAUGACAAUCGUAUAGUUGAACCAUAUCAGUAUGAAAAAUUAAUUAGUCAACCAAAUCAUGAACUAAUCAGAAAUAAUUAUCGUACUAUAACUAAUGAAGAUAAUUAUUUACCAAAUAAUAAUAUAUCUAAUGUCAAUUGGGUUAAUGCUCCACCUCCAUAUGGAUCUAUUACAAAGGAUUAUUAA
Messenger RNA from Schistosoma curassoni, 1724 nucleotides. NCBI's taxonomy places the organism in Eukaryota, Metazoa, Platyhelminthes, Trematoda, Strigeidida, Schistosomatidae. The record is from the annotation of a GenBank genome assembly.